ACAAAAGCCACGUGUCCUCUUCUUAAACGGCUUGGAACCCUCUCGAGCCUUCCUUCUUAAUCACGAAGCUAUAUAAUCUUGAUGCAAAACAGUCACUAAUUCCAACAACAAAUAAUAUUCAUUCGUAGGGGAUUUAGCGACCAGAAUAUCUGUCGUUACACACUCGUUCGGAUUCGGACUCGAUAAUCUUGAAAAACAAUGAGCAAUCGCAUCAAAUUGUCAAUAUUCGUCGUAUGUUCUUUGUUGUUUUAUGCCUCUGUAACAUCAAAAUCACUCGAUCCUUAUAAGAUACUAGGAGUCGAAAAGGAUGCAACUCAGAGGCAAAUUCAGAAAGCUUUCCACAAGCUCUCUCUUCAAUAUCAUCCUGAUAAGAACAAAAACAAGGGGGCUCAGGAGAAGUUUGCUGAAAUAAAUAAUGCGUACGAAAUUCUAUCGGAUGAAGAAAAAAGAAAGAAUUAUGAUAUGUUUGGGGAUGCAAGGGGAAGUCCAGGAUUCGAUAGCGGGGAUGGUGGAAGCCGCGGCGAGCAUACCUUCUUCAGAAGCGGUGGGCCAGGACAAAGCGGGUUUACAUUCUCGCCUGAUGAUUGGCAAACAAUGGGUGGUCAACAGGGUGGUUCAAAAUCAUAUUCAUUCUCCUUCGGUGGAAAUAGCGGCGGGAGUUCAUUUGGUUUUGACAUAGGUGAUGUUUUUUCAAACUUUUUCGGUGGUGGUGGCGGCAUGAGUGGUGGUGGAAGUCAGUUUGGUAAUUCAGGAGGGUCGCGUACAGGUUCUCGGAGUUCUCCGAAGAGCAGCGUAACCUCCGUUAAUUCUCAGAUUUAUAAGAAACAAGUAAUUGAUAAAGGAGUCACUUGGCUUUUAUUAUCUUACACUCCGUUAAUGAAAGGGAUGCAGCACUAUGAAUCCAUCAUAGAGGAAGUUGCUAGCUCACUAAAAGGCGCUUUAGACGUUGGAAGUGUGAAUUGUCAAGUAGAAUCGUCUUUGUGUAAGGAACUUGGUAUUCACCCUCGGAAUAGACCGCGAGUCUACGUUUAUUCAUACAAAGCAAGUGAAAGUGGUUCAUUGCUUGAGUACACCGGUGAUGUAACCGUUAGAGAUUUGAAGUCAUUUGUUCAAGAUCAUCUGCCAAGGUUCUCAAAACGUGUCACGUGGGCCCACUUUGAGGCAGAAUCCGGGACUAUAGGAUCUUUACCUAAAGUCAUGCUUCUUUCUACUAAGAAAGAUACCCCUGUUAUAUGGCGUGCACUUAGUGGCUUGUACCGCAAACGUUUUGUCUUCUAUGAUACACAGGUACAAGAUGCUUCUGAUCCUGUGGCAAAAAAACUAGGUGUCAAUGAAGUUCCAGCGGUCGUUGGUUGGCUAUCGAACGGAGAGAAGCAGGUUCUGAAAACAGGGAUCCAUGUGAAAGAUAUGAAAUCGACAAUUAAGGAAUUUAGUAACAUACUAGACGCGUUUGAGAAAAAGAACAAGAAGAUAGCGGCAGCUUCAUCUCAGGGCAAGAAACCAAAUGCUGACUCAGCAACAGAGAAAGAACCGGUGGUUCCUUUGUUGACAGGCACAAAUUUUGAUGCAAUAUGUGGGGAAAAAACACCCGUUUGCAUAAUUGGCGUCUUCAGAUCAUCUAAAGGAAGGGAAAAACUUCAUACGAUACUCUCAUCCGUAUCACAGAAGUCGCUAGUAAGGAACCCGAGGGAUUCGGUUUCGUAUGGUCUUUUGGAUGCUUCAAAUCAAUCGUCAUUCCUAUACGCGUUCGACAAAUCAGGGUUCAAAUCAUCAGACCGGCUCUUGAUCGCCUACAAACCCCGGAAGUCGAAGUUUUCAGCGUAUACAGGAGAUAUGACAUCCGAGGAAGUCGAAAAGUUCAUCGGUUCGGUUCUUAAUGGUGAUGUACAGUUUAGUAAGACAAGGCAAAAACCCACAUUUAAGUGAACAUUUUUUUAGUUUUGUUUUGAAAUGUGGAUGGAUGUAGAUGACAAAGAGUAAAACCCUUUUGUGACAUAGCCAAGAAAUACAAAUAUAAUGCUUAAAGUUUGGUCC
Molecule: messenger RNA, 2034 nt
Organism: Helianthus annuus (common sunflower)
Lineage: Eukaryota; Viridiplantae; Streptophyta; Magnoliopsida; Asterales; Asteraceae
Product: dnaJ protein ERDJ3A
Exons: 5
Coding region: 199-1926 (575 amino acids)
Source: RefSeq, a predicted model, not a curated record